Molecule: messenger RNA, 3006 nt
Organism: Rana temporaria (common frog)
Lineage: Eukaryota; Metazoa; Chordata; Amphibia; Anura; Ranidae
Product: extensin-like
Exons: 2
Coding region: 1-3006 (1001 amino acids)
Source: RefSeq, a predicted model, not a curated record
AUGUGGCCCAUUCAUGCCUAUGGGGGCUAUGUGCACAGGCUAGGCAUUAGGAGAGGCUACACUUCUGUAACAGAGCCCCCAACCCCCAGCCCCCAGCACCCAGCACCCAACUCCCAACACCCAGCACCCAGCACCCAACUCCCAGCACCCAACUCCCAGCACCCAGCACCCAACCCCCAGCCCCCAGCACCCAACUCCCAGCACCCAACACCCAGCACCCAACUCCCAACACCCAGCACCCAGCACCCAACUCCCAGCACCCAACUCCCAGGACCCAGCACCCAACCCCCAGCCCCCAGCACCCAACUCCCAGCACCCAACACCCAGCACCCAACUCCCAGCACCCAGCACCCAACUCCCAGCACCCAGCACCCAACCCCCAGCCCCCAACUCCCAGCACCCAACACCCAGCACCCAACUCCCAGCACUCAGCACCCAACCCCCAGCCCCCAGCACCCAGCACCCAACUCCCAGCACUCAGCACCCAACCCCCAGCAUCCAGCACCCAACUCCCAGCAUCCAGCACCCAACCCCCAGCCCCCAGCACCCAGCACCCAACUCCCAACACCCAGCACCCAACUCCCAGCACCCAACCCCCAGCACCCAACUCCCAGCCCCCAGCACCCAACUCCCAGCACCCAACCCCCAGCCCCCAGCACCCAACUCCCAACACCCAGCACCCAGCACCCAACUCCCAGCACUCAACCCCCAGCCCCCAGCACCCAACCCCCAGCACCCAACACCCAGCACCCAACUCCCAACACCCAGCACCCAGCACCCAACUCCCAGCACCCAACUCCCAGCCCCCAGCACCCAACUCCCAGCACCCAACACCCAGCACCCAACUCCCAGCACCCAGCACCCAACUCCCAGCCCCCAGCACCCAACUCCCAGCACCCAACACCCAGCACCCAACUCCCAGCACUCAGCACCCAACCCCCAGCCCCCAGCACCCAGCACCCAACUCCCAGCACUCAGCACCCAACCCCCAGCAUCCAGCACCCAACUCCCAGCAUCCAGCACCCAACUCCCAGCACUCAGCACCCAACCCCCAGCCCCCAGCAUCCAGCACCCAACACCCAGCACCCAACUCCCAGCACCCAACCCCCAGCAUCCAGCAUCCAGCACCCAGCACCCAACUCCCAGCACCCAACUCCAAGCACUCAGCACCCAACCCCCAGCAUCCAGCACCCAACACCCAACUCCCAGCACCCAACUCCUAGUACUCAGCACCCAACUCCCAGCAUCCAGCACCCAACCCCCAGCCCCCAGCACCCAACACCCAGCACCCAACACCCAGCACCCAGCACCCAACACCCAGCACCCAACUCCCAGCACCCAGCACCCAGCCCCCAACACCCAGCCCCCAGCACCCAGCACCCAACACCGAGCACUCAUCGCCCAACACACAGCACUCAGCACCCAGCAACCAACCCCCAGCACCCAUCCCCCAGCAUUCAACCCCCAGCACUCAACCCGCAGCACCCAACACCCAGCACCCAACCCCCAGCACCCAACCCCCAGCACCCAACACCCAGCACCCAACCCCCAGCACCCAGCACUCAACCCCCAGCACCCAACACCCAGCACCCAACCCCCAACACCCAGCACUCAACCCCCAGCACCCAACACCCAGCACCCAACCCCCAACACCCAGCACUCAACCCCCAGCAUCCAGCACCCAUCACCCAACACCCAGCACCUAACACAGAGCACCAGCACCCAACACCCAGCACCCAACACCCAGCACUCAACACCCAGCACCUAACACAGAGCACCAGCACCCAACACCCAGCACCCAACUCCCAGCACUCAACCCCCAGCCCCCAGCACCCAACCCCCAGCACCCAACACCCAGCACCCAACUCCCAGCACCCAACCCCCAGCCCCCAGCACCCAACUCCCAACACCCAGCACCCAACUCCCAGCACCCAACUCCCAGCCCCCAGCACCCAACUCCCAGCACCCAACACCCAGCACCCAACUCCCAGCACCCAGCACCCAACUCCCAGCCCCCAGCACCCAACUCCCAGCACCCAACACCCAGCACCCAACUCCCAGCACUCAGCACCCAACCCCCAGCCCCCAGCACCCAACUCCCAGCACUCAGCACCCAACCCCCAGCAUCCAGCACCCAACUCCCAGCACUCAGCACCCAACCCCCAGCAUCCAGCACCCAACUCCCAGCACUCAGCACCCAACCCCCAGCAUCCAGCACCCAACACCCAGCACCCAACUCCCAGCACCCAACCCCCAGCAUCCAGCAUCCAGCACCCAGCACCCAACUCCCAGCACCCAACUCCAAGCACUCAGCACCCAACCCCCAGCAUCCAGCACCCAACACCCAACUCCCAGCACCCAACUCCUAGUACUCAGCACCCAACUCCCAGCAUCCAGCACCCAACCCCCAGCCCCCAGCACCCAACACCCAGCACCCAACACCCAGCACCCAGCACCCAACACCCAGCACCCAACUCCCAGCACCCAGCACCCAGCACCCAGCACCCAGCACCCAGCCCCCAACACCCAGCCCCCAGCACCCAACACCGAGCACUCAUCGCCCAACACACAGCACUCAGCACCCAGCAACCAACCCCCAGCACCCAUCCCCCAGCAUUCAACCCCCAGCACUCAACCCGCAGCACCCAACACCCAGCACCCAACCCCCAGCACCCAACCCCCAGCACCCAACUCCCAGCACCCAGCACUCAACCCCCAGCACCCAAUACCCAGCACCCAACCCCCAACACCCAGCACCCAACCCCCAACACCCAGCACUCAACCCCCAGCACCCAACACCCAGCACCCAACCCCCAGCACCCAGCACCCAACUCCCAGCCCCCAGCACUCAACCCCCAGCACCCAACACCCAGCACCCAACCCCCAACACCCAGCACCCAACCCCCAACACCCAGCACUCAACCCCCAGCACCCAACACCCAACCCCCAACACCCAGCACUCAACCCCCAGCAUCCAGCACCCAUCACCCAACACCCAGCACCUAA